Messenger RNA from Wyeomyia smithii (pitcher-plant mosquito), 2165 nucleotides. RefSeq lists its product as uncharacterized. The coding region runs from base 151 to 2088 and encodes 645 amino acids. Gene Ontology annotation, cellular component: nucleus. Lineage: Eukaryota; Metazoa; Arthropoda; Insecta; Diptera; Culicidae. The record is from RefSeq and is a predicted model, not a curated record. The transcript is spliced from 3 exons. Gene Ontology annotation, molecular function: exonuclease activity; nucleic acid binding.
GGUCUGGCAUCUCUGGCAAAGUCAUUACUAACAAAAAGGGUUCUGUUUUAGCUGCGUGUAUACCAGCGGCAUGUUUUGCAAAUGUGACUUUAUAAUAAUCCUUUUGUACUUUCUGUUAGAUAGAAAAACAUUGAAAAUCUACAGCCACAAAUGAAAAAAGUGUCACCCGAGCUGCGUCCCUUCACCAGUUGUAUCGUUAAUAGUAAACGAGAACAACGACUGGAGCGAAAGAAACGCAAAAUUCUUGCCUUGGCAGAGGUAAUGCAACUUACCGAAAGUGACACUGGAGCAUUGCCUUCUGAAGCAGUCGAUAGUAGCGAAUCAGUUGAGGCCGAAACUGUAGCGAAGAAACAAAAGCUUACGGACGCGGAUUAUCGAACGUUGAAAGCGGAGGUUAACAAAAAACGAGAUAAAAUGAGACACGUGCCGAAGUUGCGUCUGAAGGAAGUAGGUGAAGAAGCCCUUGUUAAGACUGCCCCAGAGGAUCGGGUUCCCUUGUUGUUGGAUGAUAUUCAGGGGUUGCUGAUGCAUGCCCUGUUACGUACCGAUUCGCCGAUGAGCCCGAAUCGCUGGGCCGUUAUGGAAAAAGCUGCCAAAUUGACACAUACCACUGUUCUUCUGGUAGAGGGUCUAACAUUUGAUGAUUUUGUCGAAUAUGAAGCAAAUUUCAAGGAAUGCAAAAAGAUAUUCCAUAACACACUGCAGAUCGUAGUUCCUAGCUAUCGACUUGUUGAGGAAUUAGCCUGCGUGCCGCUCAGUGAUAGCUUGAAAGAUAUACUGGUAGCUGAACAUGGCUCUCUAGAGGCAGCAAUGUUGGCCUGUAAAGAUCAUCUAUUGAUUAGGAAGAGCAUAUUCAAUAAUAUCGAAUCAGCAAACGAAGGUGUGAAAGGGGAGGAACAAGAUUACAGUGACAUAGAUUUACCGCCAGGAGACAAGUUCCCUCGUACGCAAUUACUUCUGUCGCCGAUACAGAUGAUCAACGAAGAUUAUCCGCUACCUUUGACCGGAAAUCUGCAGCAUCGUUACGCUGGGUACAUAACCACUAACGACCGGUAUGCUCCGGUUACACCAAAGUCCCCGAUGUUUGCACUGGACUGUGAAAUGUGCAAAACAAGCAUUGGCGCUUCCGAGUUAACACGUGUGUCAAUCGUUGACGAGCAGGGCGUCGAGUUUUACGAGACACUUGUACGUCCCAGCAACAAAAUCGUAGAUUAUUUGACCCAGUUUUCGGGAAUCACCCCGGAUAUCAUGAAGAAUGUAUCCAAAACCUUGAAGGACGUCCACAAGGAUUUACGCAACAAACUGCCACCGGAUGCGAUAUUGAUUGGUCAAUCGUUGAAUUUCGAUCUGAACGCAAUGAAGGUGAUGCAUCCGUAUGUUAUCGACACAAGUAUUCUAUACAACGUGACCGGCACACCGGGUACAAAAUCGAAACUGAAGAUCCUGACGAAAAAGUUUCUUCAUCGAGAGAUCCAGAGUUCUUCUACAGGCCACAAUUCGGUAGAGGAUUGUUCGGCCUCCCUGGAACUGGUCAAAUUGAAGCUCUCGAAAAACAUUUACUUCGGUGAUCAAUGGUUACAGGACCGACGAAAUUAUCAUAAAAAGGCUAGUCGGAUUGGUAUUGCUACAAAGGAGGAAGUCCGGAGCAUGGAAGUGGAUGCUAACGCAACCGAUAUCACGGCGACACUGUUUGGACACGCUCGCAAGAAGAACAAAAAAUCCACUAUAAUUACGAAUGCUAACAAUUUGUACAACUUUGAGAGCUAUUUUGGAGAGGCCAUCAAAGCAAAUGAUGACGUAAAAAAAUUAUUAGAUUUUGAAAAACUGUCCACUUGCGAAGCUGUUGUGGAAAAGACGGCCGAAAAGUGCUUGAACUAUGAUUUCAACCUUAGUUGUAUUCAACUUGGUCAGGAUGAUUUAGCGAGCGAUGAUGCAAAACGUUCCAAGAUAGAGCAAAUUGACGGCUGGAUUAGGCAACUUUUUACAGCGAUGUCCAUUAACGGGCUGCUAGUAGUAAUCUUGGCCGGUGGUGAAGUGAAUCAAAACAGUCGAAUGGGCGUUGCAAUGAUUCAGACAAAAAAGGGUUGAAUUAUUGCAAAGCUGAAAAUUAUGUUUAUCUAUUUUGUUGGAUAAAAUCUAGAAAUAAAAUAUAUUUGUUAAUCGAA